AAGAUAAAUACAGCACAACAACAGACCUCCCCCAAAUAAUCUCCACCACUUUCUGCGAUUUUACGAGGUUUUCUCCGCACCUAUUACAUUUCUUCGAGGACAACGAUGUCUACAAUCACUCUUUAUCGUCUUCAUCAUGCUACUCGCUCCUCAUCUCUUCCUCUCCUCCAUUCAUUCUCCUCAAUAACCUCAACUACAAACCGUCGAGCCAUGAUGUCAGCGUUCCGACCCCAAGAUAAACAACACGAACAUGAACAACAACCUACACUCGCAGAACCUCCCGUCGUCAUUCCCUCUGCUACAACAUUAUCAUCCGAUGCCGCUUCGCCGCAAACGGUUGCUCGCCCACCGCCUGCUCCGAAGGCUGAGAGACCGAGACCAAAGAUUCGAGCUCAAAAGGCGGCUUUAAAUAUGAAACCAGAAGCUGUUAUGAGACUUCGCGCAUUACAAAGAGGUCCAACACAGCAACUCCUACGAAUUGGCGUUCGGAACAAGGGUUGCGCCGGGUUAUCUUACCACUUGGAAUACGUCGAUAAACCUGGCAAGUUUGACGAGGUCGUAGAGCAAGACGGUGUUCAGGUUAUCGUAGACAGUAAAGCUCUGUUUUCGAUUAUUGGAAGUGAGAUGGACUGGAAGGACGAUGCCUUGAGCUCCCGGUUCGUUUUUAAGAAUCCUAAUAUUAAGGACGCUUGUGGUUGCGGAGAGUCUUUUACUGUUUAAGUAUUCCAACUGGUGUAUCUCGAAGCAAUUCAUCCUAGAUCCUGCAUCCACCAUACCAACAUUAUGUAUCGAUAUAGUAUAAUAUAGGACCUGCGCUCUUAUUUUGUCUUU
Molecule: messenger RNA, 831 nt
Organism: Marasmius oreades (fairy-ring Marasmius)
Lineage: Eukaryota; Fungi; Basidiomycota; Agaricomycetes; Agaricales; Marasmiaceae
Exons: 3
Coding region: 106-720 (204 amino acids)
Biological process (GO): iron-sulfur cluster assembly
Cellular component (GO): cytoplasm; mitochondrion
Molecular function (GO): 2 iron, 2 sulfur cluster binding
Source: RefSeq, a predicted model, not a curated record